Dothidotthia symphoricarpi CBS 119687 is the source of this 1309-nucleotide messenger RNA. Its product is annotated as APH-domain-containing protein. The record is from RefSeq and is a predicted model, not a curated record. Bases 98 to 1210 code for a protein of 370 amino acids. The transcript has 4 exons. Lineage: Eukaryota; Fungi; Ascomycota; Dothideomycetes; Pleosporales; Dothidotthiaceae.
GUCCUCGACAUCUCCGCAUCGUGUGGUUGCCUCGGCCCGCGAACCACCCCAUAUUUACUCGACGCGCCCGCCAUGCGUCGCAUCUGGAGCUAUCGCAAUGGCUGGAAACGUACGACAACCCAUAGAUGUAGCCUCUUUAGAGCGCUACGUCGAGGCCAAUGUCCCUGAAAUCACUUUGCCAAUCGACGUCAAGCAGUUUGGCUAUGGACAGUCGAAUCCAACGUAUCAGUUGACAGACAAAACUGGAAAGAAAUAUGUUAUGAGGAAGAAGCCCCCGGGCAAGCUUCUAUCAAAGACAGCUCACAAAGUCGAUCGCGAAUACCGCAUCAUCCACGCGCUGGAGAAGACCGAUGUCCCAGUCCCCAAGGCAUAUAGUCUUUGUCAGGAUGAAAAUGUCAUUGGCUCUGACUUCUACAUCAUGGAGUUUUUGGAUGGACGCAUUUUCGAGGACCCUGCGAUGCCAGAAGUAACGCCAGAAGAGCGAACGAAGAUGUGGCACUCCGCGAUAACAACUCUCGCAAAGUUCCAUCGCGUCACGCCCAAAGAUGUGAACCUCGAAUCGUUCGGCAAGCCAUCCGGCUUCUACCUCCGUCAGAUCAAGACAUUCAACUCCAUUUCCGAGGCUCAAGCUGCAGCAAAGGAUAAAGAGACCGGGGUGCCAGUUGGCAAGAUCCCACAUCAAGACGACAUGGUAGCGUUCUUCAGCGACGCGAAGACGCAGCCAAAGGACCGGGCGACUUUCGUGCACGGCGACUACAAGAUCGACAACGUCGUCUUCCACAAGACGGAGCCAAGAGUCAUUGGCAUUCUAGAUUGGGAGAUGUCGACGAUCGGACACCCAUUGUCUGACCUAAAUAACCUGCUCCAGCCGUACUUGACAGCGAGCUCAGAGAAAAUGGCUUCCAUUGGGCGUGCGAACCGACAGUUCCAGCCGGGUGCGACAGAAGGUCUGCCAUCUGUUGACCAGCUCAUCGCAUGGUACUCUGAAGUCGCAGGCUGGGAUCCAAGACCUGACUUUACCUGGGGCAAUGCGUUUACUUCGUACAGGAGUGCUAUUAUCAUGCAAGGAAUUGCAGCACGAUAUGCUCUGCGACAGGCUAGUAGUAUGCAGGCGAAGGAAUAUGGACAGAUGAUGAAGCCGUUUGCAGAGGUCGCAUGGGAAUUAGUGGAGGACGCAAUGAAGGCAUUUGAAGGAAAGGCAAAGCUAUAGUUGAAUCAAUGUAGAACGUAGAACGUAGAAUGUUUGGAUGAUUUGAUGGUUAUAGCUUGUAAUCACUCGCACUUUUCGUCUACAGACUUGUCUCCCGAA